This is a messenger RNA of Closterium sp. Naga37s-1, 6690 nucleotides long. The record is from the annotation of a GenBank genome assembly. Lineage: Eukaryota; Viridiplantae; Streptophyta; Zygnematophyceae; Desmidiales; Closteriaceae.
AUGAGGGCGCUAGUGGUAGCCGGCACUCAUGGCGGCGUGGGAUGCACCUGGUUCACCCUCGGCCUAUUGGCGGCGCUGCGGCGUCGAGGCCUCACGGUGCAGCCUCUGCGACUCGGACCAGAGCCGCUGGACGCGGCGCCCUACGUGGCGGCGUGCGGUCGAGAGCCAAUCAAUCUCGACGCAUGGAUGGCUCCAGGGGACCUAACUCGCGCCUUGUUUAACCGGCGCGCGGCCGGCGCGGAUGUAGCGGUGGUGGAGGCGGCGGGCGGAGUGUUCGACGGGUGGGACGGCGGAAGGGCGGACGGCACGGGCAGCGCGGCGGAGAUGGCGAAGCUGCUAGGGGGGCUCCCCGUGCUGCUGCUCCUCGACGGCCGCUCCGCCGUGCGCUCCGCUGCCGCGCUCAUCCACGGAUUCACGUCCUUUGACCCGUCUCUCACGUUCGCGGGGAUGCUUCUCAAUAUGGUGGAGAGCGAGGCGCACGCGCAGUGGAUGUGGGACGCGCUCUCCGCCGCCGACGUGCGCCUGCCGCUCAUCGGCGCGCUGCCCUUCCUCCCGCACCUCUCGCUCUCCGCCAUCCUCUCCUCGCCAUCCUCCCCCACCCACUCCCCGCCGUCCUCUCUCCUCUCCUCCCCGCUCCCCGACUCCCUUUCCUCCGCGUCCUCCCCGCCAAUCUCCCCCGGCCCGUCGCCCCAUCUAUUCUCCGCGCUAGCCGACGCUGUAUCGCACUACGUGCACAUUCCGCGCCUCCUCUCCGCCUGCGCCUCGAUCCUGCUCCCUCCGCCGUCGUUUCCGCUCUCCUCCCCGGGGGGUGCGGGCGGGCGGCGCAAGGUGGUGCGCAUGGGGGUGGCGCGGGACGCGGCGUUCUGCCUCGUGUAUCAGGAGAAUCUGCUGCUGCUGCAGGAGGCGGGAGCGGAGCUCGUGUUCUUCUCGCCGCUCGUCGACCCCCUUCCGCCGCGCCUCAACGCCGUCUACCUGCCGGGCGGCCGCCUCGCGCCCUUCGCGCCUCGCCUCUCCGCCAACCGCCAGCUCCGCUUCGGCCUGCGCGCAUUCGCCGCGGCGGGGGGCUUGGUGCUGGCGGAGUCCGCGGGCACCGUGUUCCUCGCGCACUCGCUGCAGGGCACGGACGGCGCGGAGUACCCCAUGUGCGCGCUGCUGCCCUUCACGGCGCGCGAGCUGCACGCGCCAUCCCCGCCGUCGUACUGCCUGGUGCGCCCGUCCCUGGGGUCGCCGCUCUUCGACCCUUCUCUUGCGCCCAUUCGCGGGUGCCUCAUCGCGGUGGCGGAAUUCACCCCGCUGUGCAACCACCACGCGCCGCCCCCCGCGCCCCCGCCGCUUCAGCGCCCCGAUCUCAAUGGGUGCGUUGACAGGGGCCCGGCGGAACGCAUUCACUUAGCGGCUCGAGUGGGCGCACGGGUGGGCGGAAGGGUGGGUGGCGCAAGGGUGGGCGCAAGGGCAGCAGCGCAUACGGGCGUUGCGCAUUACCGCUCGCUGUAUCCGUAUACGCCUUUCAUUCCGCCUCUUGCUCCCGCGCACAGCCUGUGCCGCGCUCCCCACUCAAUGGUCCCCCCCCUGCCCCGUCCCCUCGCUUCCCCCUCUCCCGCGCAACCGCACAGCUUCCCCACGGAGCUCGCGUUCCCCUCCGCCGUCCGCCGCCCGCUUCCUGCGCCCUUUCCGCCCAGCGACGCCAAGGACCCGCUCGCGGGCGCGGCGGGGACUGCGGGGGCGGACGGUUUAGGCGCGGUGCGGCGGGAGGGCGUGGUGGUGGGCGGCGCGGUGGCGUCGCAGCUGCACCUGUGCUUCGCGUCGAACCCCUGCGCCGCGCCUGCCGUCAUACAGCACGCGCUCAAGGCAGCGUCAGUUGCGGCGGCUUCGGCGGCGGCUGUGGUGGCGUCCGGCGCGGAGGCGGCAGCAGCGGCGGGAGCGGCGGCGGCGGCAGCGGUGGACAGAGUGUUAGACGAGCCGUGCACGCCGGACGCGCUGUCUUCCCCCCGCCGCUCCUGCUCCUCUGUCUUUUCCCCCUCCCCGUGCGCCUCCCCCUCCCCGUGGUCCCGCCGUCGGCGGAGCGAAAGCUCUCUGCUGCUCGCGGAUUGCGCCACUCCCCGUCGCGCCGGCGCUCCCACGCCCGCUUUUCCCCCCUGCAACGCGCAGCCAUCCCACCUUCCGCCGUUUCCGCCGCCAUCCGCGCGCGUUUUCCCGCACUCCGCGUCCGCCUGCUCCUCCGCGUGUCCCGGGUGCUGGGACAUUUCCCUAGCCUCCCCGCGCGCCUCCCCGCGCUACGCCACCCCGCGCGACGCUGCUCCGUGCGCCAGACCGCGGGAGUGCAGGGACCUAGGCCAGGGGGAAUGGGGCGGCGCGGCGGACGGCGGAGAAAGCAUGGCCGCGGCGGAGGGAUGGGGGGGGCGGAUGGCGGAGCAGCGCGGGUGGCUGAGACGGUCGGAGACGUUUGCGGUGGGGGAAGGGGGGAUGCGGGGCGUGGGCAGCGGAUGGCGGGAGGUGCGCGCGGAGCAGAGCGGAGAUGUAGCUUGGGACUCCGCGCAGGGGGACUACAGGGGCGGGGCGGAAAGGGACCGGCGGAACGGAUUCCGCGCAUGGGCGCAGGUUUACGGCAUCGGGGGGAGAAUGGGCGAGGGGGAUGAGGGGCGGGCGGGCGAGAGAGGCGCGGUAGUGAGCAGCGGGAGCGGCAGUUGCAGCAGCGCGUGCGACAGCGGAAGCGGGAACGGGAGCGGUGGCUUUCCCAUCACCAGCACGACGAGCACGAGCAGCAGCGGCAGUUGCGGCAGUGGCGUAUGUGAGGUGCCUACAGGGGCGACGCACGAGCGGAAAGAGAGCAGCGGAGGGAUGAGCGGGACGGGCAAGGGCGACGAGGUCGCAGCAGCAGCAGCGGCGGCGGUGGCGGCGGCGGCGGAGAAGGCGGCUGCGAUGGAGAGCGCCGCGGAGCGGAUUAAGAGCAUGCGCGCGGAGCAGAUGCGCGUGAUGGGGCUGGAGGGGCCGGUCCCCGCGAGCCGCAUGCUGCGCGUGCGGAGCGACCUGCGCGGGUACGCGGGGUGGGCGCGAGGCGCGGAGGACGGCAGAGACGGCAGCGGCUUCAGGGACGCGCGGCGGUCCAGCUGCGACGCGCCCUCUAACGGGGAUGAUGCAGGCCGUGGCUAUUACUGCAGAGGAGGCGGAGGAGGAGGCGGAGGCGGAGGGGGAGGGGGACUGCGGUGGGGGGAACGCGGCUCGCGGAGCAUGACGAUCCGCGAGAGCGAGGAGGCGGACGCCGCUUCCCCCUCGUACCGCCCCCUGCUCUCCAUCCCCUCGCCCUCCUCCGCCCUCGCCCCCAUGCGCCGUACCCGCUCCGAACUCUGGCCUGCGCGCCCCCCUCCGCUGCCGCUCGUGGCGGAGGGCGGGGCGGCGGAGGGCGCGUGGGGGCAGCGCGGGAGUGAGGGGAGGGGCAGGCGGAGCUGCGAAGGCAUGGGGGACGUUCCAAGGCGGGCGCGCACGCAAGUGGGGGGGAAGGGGGAGAGGUAUGCGCAGGGCGGGGGGAACCUGUGGGGAGAGGGGGACAUAAAAGGGAACGAGAGGAGGUGGCGGCGCGCGUCGUUGGAAGGGGGCGCGCGGGGAGGAUGGGGGGAGGUAUAUGGGGGGAGUGCAGUCGCGGUAGUGGGGGAAGAGGAGGCGGGGGAGGAUACGUGCGGAGAAGGGGAGACGGACAUGGCGAUUGUACGAGUGGGUAGCGGCAGCAGCAGCAGCAGCAGCAUUGGCAGCGUUAGUGGCGGAGGGAGUGGGGACGAGAGCAGCGGCGCAGAGGCAGCGAGUGAGAGGCGCGCGGGGGAUCUCGAGGGGGAGACGGGCGGAAGGAGCAGCGGGGAGAACGAGGGGGAGCAGUGGGCGGGGAUGGGGAGGCGGAGAGGGGAAGCGGGCGGGAUGACAGCCCCUGAGGGGUCGAGUGACGCUGUAACGUCUCCUCCGCGCUCGUCUGCUCCCCUCAUCCAUGCCACACAAGCAGCAGCAGCAGCUGCAUCUGCAUACAGAACAGGCAGCAUGGGCAGCGAUACGCCUACUGCUGCCUCGGAGCUGGCGGGAGUGGGGGGAGGGGUGCGAGUGGGCGCCAUGAGUGCACGAGCGUCCCCGCAGCAGCCCCUGCUGCGGGUGCGCCAUCUGCCCCUCGUUCCUGGGCUCGCGCCCUGCCCUGUGCGGAGCAGUGGCGCUGACGUGGCGCAGGGCGGGCUGGGGGAGGGGGCGCCUGGAGGGAAGGUGGGAGGGGAGCAGCGGGGCGCGGGAGAGGUGGUUGUUGGCAGUGAGGGUAGUGGGUGGGUCGGAAAGGAUAGCAAGGGUGGGGAGGGUGGGGAGCAGGACGCAGUGGUGCAGUGCAUGGCCGUGUGCUCUGCACUCUCUGGACACAUCCUCGCUGCUGCUGCCUCUUCUGCAUCUACUGUACCGCUCAGCCACCUGGUGCUCAACCUGGCAGACUCCUCUGUGCUCUCCACUCUCCUCCCCACGUCUCCUCUCGCCACCCUCCUCUACCACCCGCACUCACUACCUCUGCCUCUCCAUCUGCCUCUCCCCACCACGUCAUCUGCUCCCAAUGCGUCCUCGUCACACGACCAUCGCCCGCAGCAGCACAGUCGCAUCGCAACAGCAUGCGUGGCAGCGCAGGAGAGCGCUGCGGAGAAGAAUGGGGCACUGGUGUGCACGCAGGAUGUGGAGGGGGUGGGUGUAGAACUGGGUACAGGGGAAACAAAGGGUGGUGGCGCACGGGACGGGAGAAAGGUUGUUGCUGCGCCUGCAGUGGAAGCCUCUGCAGCCUCCCUUUCUUCAAAAGUGGCUCUACUUCAGCCGCGAUCGCUUGCAGACGUCCUUGAUAUGCUGGACGCUCAUCCCGCCAUCACUUGCCCCGCUUCUGCUGCCUCUACCGCCUCUGCUGCUUCUGCUGCUUCUGCUGCCGCUACACGUGCGCCAAGCGUCUCGGUGUCUGUGCUAAGAGCACGCAUUCGAGCCGUGGUUGCAGCAGUGGCGGGGCAGCCUACUGUGCGGGUAGCAGUGGUGCUGCUGCCCUCAUCCCACCCCACCUCAUUGCGCCCAGAGUCCAAUGAGGCGGGUCCAAAGCAUGCUGCAGAGCCUGUGGACCAGCAGCAGCAGCAGCAGCAGCAGCAGAAGCAGGAGACAGUGGUGGUGCCAGGGCUGUGGGUGGGGGACAUGGUGGCACUGGCAGGCGGCAGUGGUGUGGUGGCACAGGAGGCAGGGGGCAGUGCACAGGCAGUGCAGUGGCAGCAUGUGUUGGACAGCGCUCCUGACGCUCUGCUGCUGCUGCUGCCCCACCACGGUCCUUCCAUCAGCGAGAAAACCGUUUUCGGCGGACUAUCGGAUGCGGAUCGGAUCUUCACGAAUCUGUACGGGCUGCACGAUCCGUUUAUUAAGGGCGCGAUGCAGCGCGGCGACUGGCACCGCACGAAAGACCUCGUCGUCAAAGGCACCGACUGGAUCAUCAACGAGAUGAAGAAAUCCGGGCUGCGCGGGCGCGGCGGCGCGGGGUUCCCGUCCGGCCUUAAGUGGUCUUUCAUGCCGAAGGUGAACCCUGAUGGCCGCCCGUCGUACCUCGUGGUUAACGCAGACGAGAGUGAGCCGGGCACGUGCAAGGAUCGCGAGAUCAUGCGCCACGACCCGCACAAGCUCAUCGAAGGGUGCCUCAUCGCGGGGGUGGGUAUGCGCGCGCGCUACGGGUACAUUUACAUCCGCGGAGAGUACGUCAACGAGCGCAAGGCCGUCGAGCGCGCCGUCGCGGAGGCGUACGCGAAGGGAUUCCUCGGGCGCAACGCGUGCGGGAGCGGGUAUGAUUUUGACUUGUACGUGCACCACGGCGCAGGCGCGUACAUCUGCGGAGAGGAAACCGCGCUGCUGGAGUCGCUCGAAGGCAAGCAGGGCAAGCCGCGACUGAAGCCGCCUUUCCCGGCGAACGCGGGGCUGUACGGGUGCCCUACCACGGUGACGAACGUGGAGACCGUCGCCGUGUCGCCGACGAUCCUGCGACGCGGGCCGGAGUGGUUCGCGUCGUUCGGGCGCAAGAACAACAGCGGCACGAAGCUGUUCUGCAUCUCGGGGCACGUGAACAAGCCGUGCACGGUGGAGGAGGAGAUGAGCAUCCCGCUCAAAGAGCUCAUCGAGCGCCACGCGGGCGGCGUGCGCGGCGGGUGGGACAACCUCCUCGCGAUCAUCCCGGGCGGCUCGUCCGUGCCCAUGCUGCCAAAACCCAUCUGCGACGACGUUCUUAUGGACUUCGACGCGCUGAAGGCGGCGCAGUCGGGGCUGGGCACAGCUGCGGUGAUCGUGAUGGAUAAGAGCACGGACGUAGUCGACGCGAUCGCGCGGCUGUCGUAUUUCUACAAGCACGAGAGCUGCGGGCAGUGCACGCCGUGCAGGGAGGGCACGCCGUGGCUGUGGCAGCUGCUGGAGCGCAUGAAGGUGGGCGACGCGCUAAUGGAGGAGGUGGAUAUGCUGCAGGAGAUCACGAAGCAGAUCGAAGGGCACACCAUCUGCGCGCUCGGGGACGCCGCCGCGUGGCCCGUGCAGGGCCUGCUGCGCCACUUCCGCCCGGAGAUCGAGCGCCGUAUUGAGGCGCGCGCCGCUGCUGCUGCUGCUGCUGUUGCCGCUGGUGGUGCUGGUGAGUGGGUGGCGGGAAGAGGGAUGGGAGAGUGUGCGGCCAGGGGAUGA